Messenger RNA from Cinara cedri, 16943 nucleotides. The record is from the annotation of a GenBank genome assembly. Lineage: Eukaryota; Metazoa; Arthropoda; Insecta; Hemiptera; Aphididae.
AGCGAGAAGAAUUAGGUAGUGGAAGUAAACCAAUCGCGCAUUCGCUUAGCGCUCCAAGUAAAAAUCACGAGGACCUCAGUUCAGUAGGUACACCUACACAUAAAAACAAAACGUUUGGUAUCUUACGUUCGCGAUUUGUUUAUUAAUAUACCUUUAUUCAUUUAUAACGAAUACCUACAAUUUACUUAUACAGAGGAUAUUAAAAUAAUUUUGAAUAAUUCGUUCUUUUUUUUUUUUCUAUUUUGUAAAUGUACUUAAAUAAAUACAACUCUGCAUUUCGAUUCAAUUAACAGUAUUUUUAAGGUGUACUAUUUUUUGUAAUAUACUUACAUGGCGUUCAGUAAGAAGAAUGAUGAAUGUAUCGGAUUGUUAAAAUGUAAAGAUGGAAACACUACUCACACGAAAUACGGGUAAAUACCUAUUUAUUUAUAAAUUAUAAUUAACUACCAAUCUAUUUUAUAAUUAAUCAAUUACGUCAUCAGUCUUUCGAAUGAAUAAACAGGUAUACUGAAACGUAUAUUUACAUUUAUAUAGAAAAUAUCGGAAUCUGAUAUUAAUAUUUGAUUAUAUUUAUAAUUUAUAAACCUAUAUGUUCCUAUAUUUUUCGUUUUUUUUUUUUUAUGACUAUUCAUUAGUGUGCGUACGGGGGACGCUUAGCACUUCUAAAUAUAAAAUUAGCAACCCCCAGAUUUUGAGCUAAAUAAAAUAAAUAUAAUACCUAAUCAAAUAGUACUAUAGUACUAUGUAUCUAUAGGUAUACAUAAUUAAUAAUUUAUAUUAUAUUAUUAUGUAAAUUUAUGUUAAUUGUUUUCAUAUUUUUGAGGAGGUACCUAUCCCUUGUUGGUUAUUUAUUAAACAAUGAAAGAUCCAUUAUUGAACUUAAUUUAAAUUUUUUUUAUUUAAUGUGCAUGUAAUAUAUAACUAUUUCGAAAUGUCGAAUAGAUUGAGGAGGGGCAAAGCCCCCCCCCGUGAUACCCUAAUUUAAAUAAUUUUAACACUCCCAAGUUUUAGAUGCCAAUGAGUACAGUUUUAAAUACCAUUUAAAGUCAUUAAAUUUGGAUUUAUAUUUUCAUAUAUAGGUAAAUAAAAAAUUAAUUACCUACCAAUUAUAUUAUUUAUACAAUAUUAUUUUAAAUACAAUAGAUAUCUAUGUAUUACAUUUUGUUUUGUAAUUUUAAAUUUGGCGUGAUUCCAAUUUAGUAUACCUAGCUAGCGGUUUUUUUUUUUGUCAAAAUGUAAGCUUUUGUGCACACAUUACUAAAAACAUUAAAAAAAGCCGGAUAAACUUCGUUUGGAAGUUAUGGGAGAAAAUUUCGAAAAGUUAAGGUUUCCUGUUGCGCGUUGGUUUUUGGUUAGAACUUAAUGUUUUAUUCAAAAAAUGUGUUGUUAAAAAUUUGCAGUUUUUAAUGCUUAAUCCACUAGUAUUAUCGAAGGUAUUUAAAUUUUUUUUUUAUAUUAAACUCGAAAAAAGUAACAUUUAUUCAACGCUGAUUCAACGUCCUUUUUUAGUUUUUCUCCUGUUAUCUGAUAAAAAAUCGGCGUUUAUUUUCAAUUUAAAGGCCGACAAGAGGUUUAGAUUUACAUUCACAAAACUAUCUUAUUUUCAGCAGAAUCCGGUGAGAAAUUUAAGUUAGAUAAGCUGUUAUCGAAAGUCGAAGAAGGCUGACAUUGUCACUUUAUUUGGUGAGCGAAGCCGGCCUGUAGGUGUAGUCAGCCACACACGCACCUCUGUAAUUUCUUUAAUAAUGUAAAUUUUCGGCUAUCAAACAAAUAUUGAAUUAAUUUAAAAAAUGCUAUUUUUCAAGGUUUACAUGCAAAAAUUCAUGUAGCCAUGUAGGUAAACAUUACUAACUAUACAUUUUAAAAAUAUUAAAUCCUAAUAAAAAAAAUGGUCUUAGAAAUUAAUGAACGAAACCCGAACAUUUUGAAGUUUUCUUCAAUAUUAACCAAACAUUGAACCUUUCAAUAUUUGUAUAAUACUUUAUAGUAAAACCAAUGCAUUCCUUGCUGUACUUAGAAACUAAAAAAAUAAAAAAAACUACAAUAAUUGUUCGUAUUUGACCCGGACAGUAAGUUCUCAAUAGAUAUUAAAGACUUAUAAAUGAAAUUAAUAAAUAAUAUCUCUAUUAGUAUAUUUACUAUUUAUAUAGUGACAUAAUGUAACAUAAUUGAUGUUCCUAAGAUUUUAAAAUUUAUUUCAUAUGUCAUUCGUGAGACUAGAGUUAUUUAUUAUUUUUUUCGUUUUCAAUAUUAGGCUCUAUUUAGUCACUAUUUUAUAACAGUUUUUAAAAUAAUUAAUUUUAAGCUAUACUUAUGCUGGGAGUACUGAUACAGAAGCGAUUAUAGACAAUUUCCUAGGGAGGGGUUGAAAAUAUGCUUAAACUGUUUAGGAGGCUUAAGAAAGUUUCGGGAUAUUUAUUUCAGUUUACCUUUUGUUUUUAUUUUUGCCCUUUUUUGGAUGAUAAAUGUGUAAACAAUUAGGUAUGGUUAACAUAAAAAUUCUUUAAUACUUGCCCAGUAAACAAGUAAAUAGUGAAAUUAUUUAGCAUUAUGAUUUUCAUUUGUGCUAUUUCAUGAAUUUUUGAAUAAAAUAAAUAAUACAAAUAUGUUAGAAAUUAUUUUAUCGUAGAAAAAUAAUCUGAAAACAUGAGAUUAAUGGUCAAUGGAUAACAUGUAAUAGUUCUGGUAUAAUUAAUUCUAUAAAAAUCUAUUGUCUGUAUAUAUUUUUUUUUAUAUCAAUGAAGAUGACUUCCUUAACCUAUCAAGAUAAAAGCUAUUAUUAUUUUGGUGUAUUUGACUAUUAUAUAAUAUAUUUGAUACAUCUGCUAUUAGCAUUCAGAUAUAAACACAUUUACUGAUUAAUUAUUUUUGUCGUAUGUUUGUAACCAAAAAAUAAAUAUUAAAAUAUUUAUGGUCGUAACUUGUAAGUACCUAAUUUUUUCUUAGUAAUUCACUAACACUACCAGAUAUUGCAAGAACGGCCGUUAAUCUGUUAUCUCUUUCUAAUAGAUAAGUAUUAUUAUAUGCUGUCAGUACAAUAAUGUGUGUCAUUAUCCGUAGUUUUUCAACGAAAAUGAGUUUUAGAUUUAAUACUUAAACUAUAAUAUAAUAAUAUGAACAUAGUUUUUAUAGGAAAAAGUUAAGAUAAAACAACAAAGAAUAUCUAUCAAACAUUAAAAUAUUUAUACUAAUAUCUACCUUCUCAGAUAUUGUUUUAUUUACUUAGUAAAUAGGUAAAAUAAGUAAAAAUUUUAAAAAUUGACAAGUUUAAAUGCAAAUGGCAGUAUAUUAUUCGUCAGUUAUCAAUUGUUAAAAUUUCAUUUGAAAAUACUGAAUACACUUAUUUACUAUGAUUUAUUGACUAUAAAGAUAUUUAAAACUACCCAUUUAUUUUUGCCCAGAACAUUUUAAUUCUUACGUAAGCCAACUCUAAUCGUGUUUCCUAUCAUAUAUCAUAUAAUAUUAAUUUAGUUGACAAAAUAGUUUAUAAUUUAGUUUGUAGAAAUAAUUGUAUACUAUGUGUUAGGUGCAUUUAUUUAUUUCACUAUUGUUGUUAUAGGACUUUGCGAAAAAAUGAAGAGAAAAAAAAUUCUAUUAGUGGCUUGGUAAGUAUAAUAAUGGUGUUUUUAAAAUUAUUUUCUGACUAUAUAAUACGUUAUUUUAAUAAUAUGUUAACUAAUAUUUUCUUUAUGAAGAAGCUCGUAGCUAUUUAUACAAAAUCGUAUGUACCAUACCUACAAUAAUAUAUUCUAUAGGUACUAUAAAUAGUUACGUGGGUAAAACAACUAAUAACAGGUUUUAAUGGAAUUUGAAGGAAGUGGUUUGUUAUAUAAUCACAGCGACAAUAUUGUUAGUUGUUACCUACUAGUGAACAUAUAAUAUAUAACAUUGACCUUAGCAAAAUAUAUUAUUACAGACAUUACAUUCUUUUACUUCUUAAGAUGGGAUGUUGAGAAGAAAUGUGUACGGAAUUUUGUAUACACACCGGAUAGUUACACAGAUUACAGAAUGAUCAAUUCUCGUUAAGACACUAUCAUAUUAUACAAUAGCACACUAAUAUUAUCAGUACAGUAUUAUCAUUAUUAUUACUGAAUAAAUGGUUUUUGAUGAAAUUAAAUUUUAAUUCAUCGUGUGGUAUAAGAUAUUAAGUUGUUGAAUGUAAAACUUGAUUUAAUAAAAUGUACCUAGUGAAGAAAGACAUUUUGAGAGAUUUUUGACCCCCUACCUCCCUCUCUCUGUGUGUGCUAUUGACUUUGCCUUUGAAAUUAUUAAUUUAUUCGAAAUUUUGUUAUUAAAAAAUCUUAGAAAUAAGCAAUUCUGAAAAGUUAUGUUUUUCAUCCUUAUUUUAGAUUCUGAGUGGAGCGAGGAAUGUAUUAGUUUUAUAAAGAUAUGUGAAUUCAUUUUUUUUUUUUUUUCUGUGGACAACUUUUCUACCAGUAAUUUUUCUCCAAUUUAAAAUGAUAACACUUAUUUUGAAAGGAAAUCUGAUUGAAGUGGUACUUUAGAAAGGUAACUUUUUGAUUUUCCUAGAAGUUUUCAAAAAAAAUAAACGAAAAACCGGGAAAAUUAGUAAAAUAUUAAACGAAUACUAAAUGGCGUUAUACCCGUAUCUACUGUCUCAGUCCAACUUCCAGGUAACAUGCAACAAUGCUUACGCAGAAUAAGUCAAACUAGCUUAAUUUUAAUUUUAAAGUCAAAAUAUCUAUUAUGAAAUUUAUAGAGAAGAAUAUUUCGGAGGGAAUGUCAUCGGGUUUUUGUAUAUUUCAAAACAUACAACUCAAUAUAAAAGAUACAAAAACCUGUUUUUUUUCUUUUUUUACAUAACUGUAACUUAUUUAAUAGUUCACAAUUCAAAAAACACCUAUAUAAAUUCUUCUAAAAUGUUAUUUUCUAUACAUUUCAUAAUAGGUACUUUUACUCUAAAAUCAAAAUUAGGCUAGUUUGACUUGUUCUGCGUAAGCAUUGUUGCAUGUUACCCGGUAGUUAGACUGAGACAGUAGAUACAAGUAUAACGUCCUCUUAAAGAAAAUAUAUAAUGCUUAUGUAAUUAUUUGACCAUAUUAUGACAUACAUACAUAUUGUUGACAAAGGAACACUAUCAACCGAACUCCACUCAGAAUCGUUUUUUCGUCGGCUUUUUAUAGAUAACACAACCACUACCUACUUUUGAUCAUCAAAUAACAACCUGUCUGUAUUAACAAUUCCAUAAAUAGGUAUAUGAACUUCUAUUUUAAAUACAAUUUGGUUAUAAAAUAUUAAAGUAAAAACAAAAUUAUUAAAAUGCUUAAUACAUCUUGAGAUCUCUGAGAGAUCUCUGAAAAACAUCGGUGGCUGCGGCCUAAAACAAAAAUCAAAACACGCUUAUUAUAUAAUUUAUGAUUUGUACUUUGUAGUAUACGUACUGCUAUAGAAUCUAUAGGAUUAUUAAAUAAUUAGAAUUUAUAAUAUUCUACGUAUUAUCCAUUUUUAAUAACCAUAUAAGUGAGUUUUUAAAAAUUAAUCGAGUUACAAAAUAUGUAUACUUUUUACUUUUCUUACUUUCUUAAACAGGUAACUAGGUACCUAAUAAAUUGUUAUUAUUAUCUACGUUCCUACCAUAAUCUAUAUACAAAAAAUCGUAUUCAAAAUAUUUGUACGGGUUCGUUCAAAUUCCGGCCCAACAAAUACGUCUAAUAUUACCCACUGCUUAAAACAGAAAUCAUUCAACCAUAACAUCGGUUGCCUGUAUUCUGGAGUAACAAGUUAUAAACAGUUAUAAUAAAAUAUCGGCCCAUAUGUCGGGGGUGGAACUUGAUACAAAAUAUUAUGUUUGCCUGAUUUAAUUGUUAUUAUAGUUGUUUAAUGAUCCUUAUAUCAUUCGGUUAUUCGGUACUUAUUUAUAUUCUCAUAAUUACAUAGUCUGGUUUGAAUGGCUAGCGUAAUAAGUACUUAUUAUUAGGGCACGGAAAUUAUUAGAAGUAAAUUUAGGCGAACUAUGCAAAUACCUAAGUACAAACAAAUUGAAAAAAAAAUCAUAUUUAUUGUAGGUAAAAUAUUAAAAAUUAAUUUUAAAACAGAAUAAUGGAAUUAUAAAAACAAUGUUUGAUGGAAUAAGUUUGUUCGCCAUAUCAUAUUAUUAUGUAAUAUUGACAGUAAUAUAAUUUACUGUCGAUCAUGAACUAAGAUGAUCACUCAAUUAAGAUAUCAUCUUGGUUCAUGUUGUCGAUUAACAAUAUGAUUACUCUAAAUUGAUUGUGUUAUCGUAUUGUUAAACUCGCGUAGCAACAUAAAAGUAAAAUUAUCGGGAAAUUCCAAGAACACAUUUUGCGUUCAAUAUUAUUAUAUUAAAUAUUACUGAUAAUAUACCGUGGAGCUGACGGUAUUUUCGGUAUACCGGUGAUUUAAAAUUCCGGUAGUCGGAAAUACCGACAAACCGAUAAUUACCGUAGUUUCACCCAAAAUUAAAGGUGACAAAAAAAAAAAAAAAAAACAUAAAUAUAAAAUUGUAGAUCGGCUUGUUUUUAAAAUAUUCUAGAAAACGAAUUCCCGAAAAAGUAUAUGCUUUUCAUAAUAACGAGUGUCUUACGUACGAUAUUAUGAUCGCUCUGUACAAAAUUUCAUAGACAUACGCACCCAUACCCACCAGAGCCAUGUUGUGUACUCGUGUCCUGUGUUGUGCAUCUUAGGCGAGUUUAUAAGAUAAUCGACCGAUCCGUGGUCGGUUAUCAGUCAUACACUCAGCUUAAGAAUCGGAUAAACGUUUUUUUUUUUUCUACGUUGGUGAGAACGGCUCUUAGUCCGCGUUACGCAUUAGGUAUUUAGAAAUACCGUUAAACUAUAAUAUAUUCGGUGAAUACCGUGUGACCGGGCAAUCCCGUAUAGUUGGUGGGCAAGAAAAGUUCCAAUGUGUUAUUUAGGCGUCUACGUAAUAAACCUAUCUCAUUAACAAAUGGAUGGAUGUUAAUUAACACGACAUGUUCGACGAGGAUAGAUUUAAAUUGGCAUAGCUAUUACCUAAUUAUUAGGCGAAACGAUAGUGUCUAUUGAAAAUACGGUAUUUACCGAACGACGGUAUAUUUUAUCGAAAUACACGGUAUUUAUCGAAAAGACGGUGUGCCGAGAAAAAAACCGGUAUGUAAACACAUGCCGGUACCCAAUACCCGUGACUGGCGAGCCGAUUCUGCAUGCCGUCAGCUACAUAUUAGAUAUUGAUGGUUCAAGACCAAUAAAAAAGUCGAUUUCCGCGUGUCCGUAGUUACGCACUCGGGACGUGUAAUCGGGCGCGUAACGGAAUCUCAUGCGCGGGCGAGUUUACCCGAAUCUGAAAUACAUUACAAUCGGCAUGAUUUUUUUUUUUUCGGGGCGGUGGUAAUUUGUUGGGUAAACGUCGUGAAAAGAGCUUGUAUUUUAUUCUUCGCGGACAUCACCCGGUCAUCCGGGAACGGGUCCGUUCCGUCCAAGUGAGAAUAGAUGCAUUUAAAACGAAUGUCAACGAUAAUUAUUAUUUUUGACGGCCCGUACUUACGUAACGGACAUGUGAAAACAGACCUUAAUAAAGUUUAUUAAUGAGAACGGACAAGAAAAAAAAAAAAAAUUACCUACUAUAUUUACUUACCAGUGUUUGGGCAGAGACUGUGUUAAAGUGAAGAACAACGAUUGUAUAGGCGGAUUGAAUUAUGAUUAAGUUUCAUUCGCCAUUUAAUUCAUGUACCCACCAUUCUGACAUUGAAUUUAGAUGAGCUUGCAAAUUAAUCGAAAUAUUUGAUAUCAAUGCAUUGAUAGGAUAAGGCACUUUGUCAUAGUAGGCAACAAGAGUACCAAUUGUGUGUUGUGGGCUGAUCAGAUGCAUAAAUGUUGAAUAUUGUACAGGUGAAAAAAUACCUCAUUUAGGUACUCUGGCAUUAGUUGUACCUACCUAUCUGUAUCUGCAGAUACCAUGUGUGGUCGAAGAUUCAUAACGUGUAUAUGAAAGUGGUGAUCUAUAAAGUACCUAGUAAUUAAAAGGAAAAUGGUUGAAAUGUCUUUAUAUUACAUUCUAUCAAAUGCUUGAGAUAGUCUCAUUAACCCUGCAUUAAUUUAAAAUCAUAAAACAUUCUUUAACAAAGAAAUAUAAAUUAUCAAAUCCUUUUUAAAUAAUAAUUUUUUUUCGAUUUAUGAAAAUAUAAUGUAAUUAUUUAUCAUGUUUUAAAUAAAAAAUAUAAUUUUGACAGUUGACAUAUUUGUAUCAUAAAUCAUAUAUAGGUACUUAAAGCAAUCAAAGCUAAAUUUAAAUUUAAUUUUCGAGUUUAUAUUUAAUGAUUUUGUUGGUGUACUUAACUUUAUCUAAUUUUUGUCAACAAUUAAAUUUUAUCUAUGUUUUUAAUAAAUAAAACUAACGCUUACUUUAAAAUAUUAUUAGGCAUUUAGAUAGGUACCUUCCUAUGUUUAUUUUUACCAUCAAUAAACAUUUUAUAUAGUGAAAUACCUAUAUUUAUGUCUUCAGAUUCAACAAAUUCUUGAGAACUAUUACCUAUCUAUUCAAUUAAGUUUUCUCAACAAAUAAUUAUAUUUAACAUAAGUAAUCAUAUAUAGUUACAAUUUAUAUUUUCUAGUUCCGAUAUGCCAGCAGAGCUGAUGUGGCACUUAUGUUCAUUGGUAUUGUAUGCUCUGCUAUUCAUGGAUCAAGUUUUCCAGUGUUGGCAUUGGUAUUUGGCCAAAUGACCAAUACUUUUAUCAAACAAUCAAUGGUAUGUACAGGACCGGAUUAAAACAUACAAUGUGUUGUAGCACCCUUAGGCUGUAAACAAAUAAGUGCCCCAUUUUUCAUUUCAUAUGAGUAUAAUAUUUAUAAGUUUUCACUUUUCAGUGAUGGACUAUGGACUAUGCAUCCAUGAAAUUUUGCAAGUUCUGAGUUUGUGUUCAUAGUAGUAAAUAAGAAAUAAAUAAUUAAAAUUAUUUAAACUACAUUUUUACUUAUUAACUGUAGUUUGUACUUAUGAUGAAAUAAAAAUGAAAAUAUUAAAAAAUACUUAAAUUUCAAAAUGUAACGUGUAACUACAAUACUAAUGGUUUUCGUUAAUUUAUUUUUGGACUAUUGUUUCUACAAUUUUGAAAUACACAGGUUUAAAUAAAAAUGUACUAAGGAUUAUUUAAAAAUAAAGGUAGUUUAGAACUAUUUAUUUAUAGCAAUAGGUACUCAAUUACUGGCAAUGUACAUAUUACCUACAUUAAAGCAAAGUAUUUUGUCAAUAUAUAUUAUUAAUAUUUAUCAUUAGGUUUCUUCUACUCACAAUAUUCCCGAAUUGACAACGCAGAAUCUAUUAAACUCAAGUGAUACAACAACAAAUUCACCCUUAAAUGAUAAAACUUCUUCACUUGGCGCUUUUUUUAUGUCAGAAAUGGAAAGAUUGACUACUGCUCAAACAAUCACGGGAACUGAUUUAGGGUGAGUUGUAAAGAUUAUAUUGAAAAACGUUUUUAAUACAUAUUUUAAUCUAGGCUAACAACGAUGAAUCCUAAUUACUCGUCUAAUAAUGAUGCAUUAAGUCCUGAAGAAUUUUAUAAUUAUAUGACUAAGUUUUCUUUGUAUUACCUAUACAUUGGAAUUGGAGUAUUAAUUGCUGCAUUUAUACAAGUAAAAUAUUAAAUUAAAAAAUUACUGAAAUUUUAAAAUAAUAGGUGAUAUAAUUUUUUUUAAGACAUAUUGCUGGGAAAUAGCAUGUGAAAGACAAGUACAUCGGUUGCGUAAAGUAUUUUAUCGUCAAAUACUCAGACAGGAAAUUAGUUGGUAUGAUUUGAGUGACAGUGGAGAUUUUACUACAAAGCUGUCAGAGUAUGGAAUUAUUUUUAUGUUAAAAAUUAUUUAUUUAAUAUUAAACAAUUUUUAUAAUGAUUUAUUUUGUUUUAUUAGUGACUUGGAAAGAAUUCGUGAAGGUAUUGGCAGUAAAUUUAGUAUGGUUACACAAUACGUAAGCACCUUCUUUACGGGUCUGAUUGUUGGACUUUGUGUCAAUUGGAGAUUGACUUUAAUCAUACUUUGUGUUGCACCAGUGUUGAUUGCAGUAUCAGGAGCUCUUUCCUCAGUAAUUUAUUAAAAUAAAAAUAAAUAAAAUAAUGUUGCUAAAAUUAAUCUUAUAAUCAUUGUAGAUUUCAGCAAAUACAGCAGCUAGAGAGCAAGCUAAAUAUGCUUUAGCUGGAGGUAUAGCUGAAGAAGUCUUGUCAAAUAUUCGAACUAUAGCUGCAUUUGGAGGAGAACUCAAAGAAUCUAAAAGGUAAUAGGUCUGAUUGCAUAUUUAAAACAAAAUAUUUGUACACACAUUUGAAACAAAUUAUGAAUUAAUAUUAUAUAGAUAUAAAUUAGCUAUAGAUGAAGGUCGAAAAUUAGCUAUGAAAAAAUAUUAUGUGUUUUCAUUUAUGUUGGGCUCUGUGUUUGUAAUAAUGUAUUCAGCAUAUGGAAUAGCAUUCUGGUAUGGAUCAAAUUUAAUUGUAGAAGGAAUUUCAUCACCUGGAAGCAUAUUCACAGUAAAUUAAAAAUUAAUCAUUAAUAUUAUCAUAAUAAUAAUUUAUUAUUAUGAUUAAUGUACCAUAGGUGUUCUUUAGUGUAAUGGCUGGAGCAUUUUCUGUAGGUAAUGCUUUACCAUUUAUAAAUUCAGUGAGUAUAGCUAUUGGUGCAGCAUCAACUAUAUUUGAUAUAAUUGAUAGUAAACCUAAAAUUGAUCCUUAUUCGUCACAAGGCAAGAAAAUUAAAAAAAUUCAAGGAAAAGUUGAAUUUAAAAAUGUAAACUUUACAUAUCCAACUAGAAACACUGUAUCAGUAAGUUAUAAAAUAUUAAUUGUAUUAAGUAAUAAGUUAUUUUUUAAUUGUAUUUAUAGGUUCUAAAUAACUUAUCACUGACAAUUGAACCCGGGCAAACUAUUGCAUUGGUAGGUUCUAGUGGAGGUGGUAAAAGUACAAUUGGGAAUUUAUUAUUACGUUUUUACGAUCCAACCGAAGGUCAAGUAAGCCAAAUUAAUUCAUAAUUUGUAUGACUUAUAAAAUAUUAUAAUAAAACUAAAAAUAAUUAAAUAUUUAUUUUAGAUUCUGUUGGAUAACUUUGAUAUUAAAGAUUUAAAUUUACAUUGGUUCCGUUCCAAUAUUGGAAUUGUGUCUCAAGAACCAAUAUUAUUUGGUGUUUCUAUUGCUGAAAAUAUCAGAUAUGGACAAUCAGAUUGUACCCAACAAGAUAUUAUUGCUGCUGCUAUGACAGCAAAUGCUCAUAGUUUCAUCAUUAAAUUACCUAAGGUUGAUAAGAAAUAUCAUUUAAAAGUUCAGAACUAAUUAUAAAACUUGUAUAGGGCUAUGAUACAUUAGUAGGAGAAAAAGGUUCUCAACUUUCUGGUGGUCAAAAACAAAGAAUUGCCAUAGCAAGAGCUUUGGUUAAAGAUCCAAAAUUAUUAUUAUUAGAUGAAGCUACUUCAGCAUUAGAUGCACAAAGUGAGGGAAUUGUACAAGACGCUUUAGAAAAGGCACAACAAGAUAGAACCACUAUUAUUAUUGCACAUAGACUAUCUACAAUAAGAAAUGUUGAUACUAUUUAUGUUUUACAAGUAAUAUUAUAGAUGUUUAAUGUAAUUUUAUGAUCCAAGUUUUUUUAUUUUAUUUUUUUUUAAAUAGAAUGGAAGCAUUGUGGAGUCUGGAACACAUGAUAUCUUAAUGGAAAAGAAUGGUUUCUAUUCAAAUUUAUUUAAUGCUCAAAUGAAACAUGAAAAUGAUGAAGACAACGAAGAUUACUUAUUUGAAUCUGAUGAAGAAAUAACGAAGUACGACAAAGACGAUAAACUCAUGUCUAUAAAACGACAAACUAGUAUAAAAGUAAAAAAGAAUAAUUAUUAUAGAAUGAUAUGUAUUUAAGUUAUUUUUAUUUGAUUUUAUUCAGAGUCCAGAACUUGAACCUCAUUAUGAAAUUGAAGAUGUUGAAUCUGAUGAAAAUACCGAGUAUAUAAUAAUAAUGAAUAAUAUUUUUCUUUAAUUUCAUUUUUACAAAUAUUUUUAGUAGUUUAAUUUAAACUAUUUUAUUUUAAGUGUUCAAACUGUAAUUGAAGAAGAUGGGACAGAAGUAACAACAAUAACGACAACAAAAAAGAUAUCUGUAAUAGAAAAGAAUAUCGAGCCUGAAAAAGUAUUCACAGAUAGUUUCAUCACUGAAAAUUCUGAUGGAAAUCUAGUAAAUAUUACUAGAAAAGUAUCUUCAAGUAAAGUGAAACGAAUUAUCUUCUCUGAUCAAGUAAUUUUUAUUGAUGUGUGUAAUUAAAUGUCAGCAUCUAAAAAUACUAUUCAAACGUUUAGGACAGCACAGAUAGCGAACUAGAUAAAUCAUCUAGUUACCGUCCAAGGAGUUUGAGAGGAAGAGCUUUAAUAAGUCAAUUAAGUCAACCUGAUGAUUAUUCUCAGUAAUUAUAUACUACAUUAUAUAUCAUUUCUAAAUUGAUAAUAGUUGUAUAAACUAUUGUGUUUUGGUUAUAUUAGAUGGGAAACUUCAGAUAUAGAAAGUUAUAUUGGAUUUAAUCAAUCAUCAAAAAUUGAUAUAUCUUCUAGAAAGGGUUAUCAAUUUAUAAAUGGGGAAAAUGAUCUGGUAAGAUAUUAUCUGUAUUAGUUUAUUAUACUCUUGUGUUAUACAAUUAGCUUAUAAGUAUAUUUAAAACUAGUGGGCUAAACUGAUUAUAAUAAAUAUUGAUAAAUUUUAUGUUUCAGUCAGAAUUUGAAAAUGUUGGCAUUAAAGAUUUACUUAAAAUCAACCGUCCAGAAUGGCCAUGGCUAUUAAUGGGUUUCACAGGCUGUGCUUUAACAGGUGCUAUUAUGCCAAUUUUUGCAAUUUUUUAUGGACAAGUGUUUGCUGUAAGUAUUGUCGAACAAUUAUAUUUACAAUAAAUAUCAUCUGUUAAUUUUUUGCUUAGACAUUUACACUUAAAGGUGAUGCAUUACUAAAAGAAGCAGCUUUUUGGUCUAAAAUGUUUAUUGUAUUGGCUCUACUAUCUGGAUUAGCCUGGUGGAUGCAGGUAAACUAAUUAUACAUUUUAAAAAAAAUAUGUACAUUUCAUUUUUACAUGCUAUUUGUAUAGACUCUUGGACUUACUAGUGCUUGUGAGAAACUCAUUAUGCGAAUGAGAGUACAAGCCUUUGAAAAUAUACUACGCCAACCAGUAUUUUGGUUUGAUUUGAAAAGUUCAUCACCUGGUAAUCUUGUAACAAGAUUAGCUAGAGAUGCUCCACUUGUAAAAUCUGUAAGUAAUCAAAUUUAAAUUUAAAAAAAUAUACAGAACUAUUAUUAUUGUUUCAUUAGGCUGGUGGUUUAAGAGCUGGUCAAGUAAUAUCAGCAUUUGUAACACUGUCAGCUGCAUUGAUAAUUGCUUUCAGUUUUGGUUGGAAAUUAGCCAUUGUAUUAGUAUUAGGUGUGCCAAUAAUUGCUGGUGCUGCUUAUAAACAACUAAUGCUGGUAAGAAAAAGUCAAAAACGAGAUUCUGAAUGUAUGGAUGAAUCUGGCCGGGUAAGAAAGAUUUUAUUAUUAAAUCUUAAAAUAUAAUAGUACUUUACUUUAAAUAUAAUGAGUAUAAUUCAAAUAUUAGUGAAAUCCACUGUUUAUCCCAUUUGUAUAUUUUUAUAAAUGUAUUUUAGAUUGCAUCUGAAACAGUUUCAAGUAUAAAAACAGUUCAAGGUUUAGCACAAGAGUUAAUGUUUGUAGAACAAUAUGAAAUAAGUCUAGAAGAUCCAUUUAAAUCAGCUAAGAAACAAGCCUUAUCAUAUGCCUUUAUGUAUGCUGUUUCUCAGGCAGUUAUUUAUGGAAUGUAUUCAGUUGCUUUUAGAUAUGGAGCAUAUCUUGUAGAAAUUGGAGAAAUGUCUGCCACAGAUAUUUACAGGUACCUAAUACAAAUGAUUGAUAAUAAUUAUAUCUUAUAAGCAAUGCUAUAUAAUUCUCCUCAGUGUUGCAGUUCAAAUAAUUACUUAUAAUUUUAUUUUCUUAUUAAAUUUAUUUUUUAGAGUGUUUUUUGCAUUGGCAUUUUGUGCUGCAUCUGUUGGUCAGUCAUCAGCUUAUCUUCAAGAUUAUGCUAGAGCAAAAAAUGCAGCACUCCUCAUGUUUCAAUUAAUUUGGAGAAAGUCUGAAAUUGAUCCGCUAUCAAUUUCAGGAUCCAAACCUGUAAGAUCAUACUCAAAUGAAAUACUUAUAAUGAAUAUAUCAACUACAGUGCAAAUAUAUUCAUAAUUUGUGUGUAAAACUUUAGGAAAUCAAUGGAAAAGUACACUUUAAAGAUGUGAGAUUCAAAUAUCCAUCUAGACAAAAUGUACGCGUUUUGCGUGGACUUAAUUUUACAGUUGAGCCAGGCAAAACAUUGGCAAUAGUAGGAGAAUCUGGAUGUGGUAAAAGUACAGUUGUAUCUUUACUUGAAAGGUUCUAUGAUCCUUUAAAAGGAGUUAUUGUAAGUUAAUUUAUACUAUAAAAUAUAAGAUACUAUAUAUAGAAUAAUAAAUAAUAAUAUUGAAGAUAAAUUUAAUUUAAUUCAGGAGGUUGAUGACCACGAUAUAAGAGGAAUGAAUUUAUAUCAUCUAAGAAAACACAUUGGACUUGUUACUCAAGAGCCAGUAUUAUUUAACUGUUCCAUAAAAGAUAACAUAACAUAUGGAGUAGAUGAUAGAGAGGUUACUAUGGAUGAAAUAAUUGAUGUUGCAAAAAAAGCAAAUAUUCAUAGUUUUAUUACAACUUUAGCUCAAGUAAAUUAUAACUUAUAUUUUUUAAUAGAUACUUACCAUAUUUUAAAGAUUUUUUAGAUAAUUAUUGAAUAUUUUUUUAGAGAUAUGAUACAUUAGCUGGGGAUCGUGGAAAUCAACUUUCUGGUGGACAAAAACAACGAGUAGCUAUUGCACGUGCAUUAAUAAGAAAUCCUAAAAUCCUGUUAUUAGAUGAAGCUACGUCAGCUCUAGACACUGAAAGUGAAGCAGUAAGUUAAUUUUUUUCUGGAAUAAGCACAUUCUUUUAUAAUGUUUAAUUAUAUCAAGGUUGUACAAGAAGCAUUGGAUGAUGCUCGUAAAGGUCGUACUUGUAUUGUUAUUGCUCACCGCCUUUCUACAAUACAAUCAGCUGAUUCUAUUGCUGUUGUCCGCAAUGGGAAAAUUGUUGAACAAGGCAAUCAUGAAGAACUAAAAGCCAAAAAAAUGUAUUAUUAUGAGUUAAUUAAACGCCAAGAAGAAUCAUCUAACCAGUCUCAACUUUAAAAGUAUUUUAUUAUUAGACAUAUUUCAUGUAAUAUAAUGAAAAUAAUAAUAAUUUAUUUUUAUAAUUAUUCUUUAUUUAAUUUUACAAUAUAAAUUAGUUUAGGCUUUUUUUAUAUUAUAUUUAUACUUUUUGCUUAAAAACAUAUAUUAUUACAAUUUUAUAAUAAAUUAUUUUUACUUCCUUAUAUUUGUAUCCAUAAAUUUAAUUCACUUAAUUUAUGUAUGAAUAAUGGUUUACAUUAUUUUUUUUUUUUUCUAAUACCUAAAAUACUUUUGUAUAAAUAUAUUGAUAAUUUAAAAUUUACAUAGAGUAAAUGGGUUGUGUAAUGAUAUUUUUAAGAGAAAUUAGUUAUAUUUUUAAUUUUGCAUCACAAGAAAAUUGAGUAAUACUGAAAUAGAUUAUAAAUAAACAUACUUGCUUAAUAUAACUCCAUUAUAAACUAUAAGAGUACUAUUUAACAUUGAGAAAGUGAUGAGUCAUUAACUUAUCAAGCUCGUAAACCCUUUAAGCAUAUUAGUUAUUAGUUUUUAAACUAAUUAGUUACUAACUUGAUUACUCCUAUUUCUGUUAAAACAGUUAUUGAUUUUGAUAUGUUUUGUUUUGAUAUUAAUGACUUGAUUGCAGACUACAAUGUUUUGACAUAAUCUAAUAAGGCAAUGUAGAAUUAGAACAUCCAUAGUUAACUAUUUUUUAACAAUUUGUUUAACUCUACAGUAAGAUAACACAACAAAUUAUUGUGUCUUUCAUCAGCUUUAAUGUAAAACAAAAUAACAAAAGAUGUUUAUUACAAUUAAUUAUAAUAUUAUAGUUAAAUUUUGUAUUGGUCUUUAAUAAUAAACCUUUUUAAAUUCCCUCUUGAAUUUUAUUUUUGAACUGUUAUUUUGCAAUAAUAAUUAAGAGAAUUCUAUCACAAAUUUAAAAAAAUAUAGAUAUUUAGUUAUUAUUUUUAAUUUAAUUUAGUAUUUAAAAUAAAAAAAAAAGACUGACAUACUUCACACGCAGGUGUAGCCACUGUUGUAGAUGGGAAGUUGGGAAGGUAGCAUAUAGAAGGGAAUUUAAUGUAUAUCUGUAAACAAUGAUAAACUAUUGCUAACAAAAAACGAUUCUGAGCACAGUUCAGUUGAUAGUAAUGCUUUGUCAACAAUCUAUUUGUCAAAUAGUAAAAUAAUUAAAUAGGCAUUAUAUAUUUUCUUCAAUAAUAUUUAUUUAAUAUUGUACCAAUUUUACCAUUUUUUCCCCUAGUUUUCACAUUUGCUGAAAAAACUUGAGAAAAUUGAAAAAUUAUUUCCUAAGAGUACCUUCCCAGUAAGAUUUCCAUUCAGAAGAAGUGCUAUCAUUGUAAAUCUGACCGAAAUUGCUGGUAGAAAAGUUAUCCACAGAAAAAAAAAAUUCAUAUUAUUUUACUAAUAUAUUAGGUAAAUUUUCAAGUUUUUAUUUUCAGUUUUUCACAUUUGAUAAGGAAACUCUUGAGAAAAUCGAAAAAUGACCUCUUUAAAGUACAGCCCUAAGAAAAUUUCUUAACAAAAAAGGGUCUGCAUUGUAUACAUAGUAAGCUUUUUCAUAGUGUUCACAUAAAAAAAAAAUUAACAUCUUUUUAAAACCAAUACAUUUUCUGCUACAUUCAAAAUCUAAUAAAACAACAACUAUUAAUAACAGAGCUUUCUCACCAGAGUUCAGUUUUCUCCAACCUAUUUUGUAUAAUAGAAAUAUUCUUUGCAAAACUAUUAAAUAACUAAAGAC